Corvus hawaiiensis (hawaiian crow) is the source of this 3615-nucleotide messenger RNA. RefSeq names its product NIMA related kinase 8 (gene NEK8). Bases 108 to 2183 code for a protein of 691 amino acids. The record is from RefSeq and is a predicted model, not a curated record. Gene Ontology annotation, molecular function: protein kinase activity; ATP binding. Gene Ontology annotation, biological process: protein phosphorylation. The transcript has 15 exons. NCBI's taxonomy places the organism in Eukaryota, Metazoa, Chordata, Aves, Passeriformes, Corvidae.
AACACGGAGCCCCCUCGGCCUUACACGCACGGCGCGGUUUGUCUGCCCGCGGACGCCGUAGCAGCGCGGAAGUGUCUCCGUGGAAACGACAGGAGCCGGGCCCAGGGAUGGAGAAAUACGAGCGGAUCCGGGUGGUGGGGAGAGGGGCCUUCGGCAUCGUGCACCUGUGUCUGCGCAAGGCUGACCAGAAGCUGGUGAUCCUGAAGCAGAUCCCGGUGGAGCAGAUGAGCAAGGAUGAGCGGCUGGCAGCACAGAACGAGUGCCAGGUCCUCAAGCUGCUCAGCCACCCCAACGUCAUCGAGUACUACGAGAACUUCCUGGAGGACAAGGCGCUCAUGAUCGCCAUGGAAUACGCCCCAGGGGGCACUCUGGCAGAGUUCAUCCACAAGCGCUGCAAUUCCUUGCUGGAUGAGGACACCAUCCUGCACUUCUUCGUGCAGAUCCUCCUGGCCCUGCACCAUGUGCACACCAAGCAGAUCCUGCACCGUGACCUGAAGACCCAGAACAUCCUCCUGGACAAGCAUCGCAUGAUCGUCAAAAUCGGAGACUUUGGCAUCUCCAAAAUCUUGAGCAGCAAGAGCAAAGCCUACACGGUGGUGGGAACGCCGUGCUACAUCUCCCCAGAGCUCUGUGAAGGGAAGCCUUACAACCAGAAGAGUGACAUCUGGGCCCUGGGCUGUGUGCUCUACGAGCUCGCCAGCCUCAAGAGGGCUUUUGAAGCUGCGAACCUUCCUGCCUUAGUGUUGAAGAUCAUGAGCGGGACGUUUGCCCCAAUAUCGGAUCGAUACAGCCCCGACCUGCGCCAGCUUAUCCUCAGCAUGCUCAACCUGGAUCCUUCCAAGCGGCCCCAGCUGAAUGAGAUCAUGGCCCAGGCCAUCUGCAUUCGGCCCCUCCUGAACCUCUACACAGACGUGGGCAGCGUCAAAAUGAGGAGGCCUGAAAAGCCCUUGGCUCCGGUGCCAGCAGUGACCCACAGCCGGACAGGGGGACGGGCAAGCAGUGCCAGGCCAAGGGGUGUCCGAUGUGGUUCAGCCAGGACAGGAAUCCCACCUCCACUGUCAUCCAUCUACACGUGGGGCAGUGGGAUCACCACCCCUCUCCGCCUACCCAUGCUGAACACCGAGGUGGUGCAGGUCUCUGCUGGCAGGACACAGAAGGCUGGGGUCACCAAAUCCGGGAGGCUCAUCCUGUGGGAGGCUCCUCCCAUGGGUGCUGCUGGGGGCCCUUCUCUCCCAGGAGCCACCGAGCAGCUCCAGCCUCAGUUUGUGUCCCGCUUUCUGGAGGGCCAGUCUGGAGUGACCAUCAAACACGUGUCCUGCGGUGAUCUUUUCACAGCCUGCCUCACAGACAGGGGGAUAAUCAUGACCUUCGGCAGCGGCAGCAAUGGCUGUUUGGGGCACGGAAACUUCACGGAUGUGAGCCAGCCCAAGAUUGUGGAGGCUCUGUUGGGCUACGAGAUGGUGCAGGUGGCCUGUGGAGCGUCUCACGUCCUGGCGGUCUCCAACGAACGGGAAGUGUUUGCCUGGGGCAGGGGGGAUAAUGGUCGCCUUGGGCUGGGCACCCUGGAGUGCCACAACUGCCCCCAGCAGGUCACAGUCCCUCCAGAGCACGAGGCUCAGAAGGUCAUCUGUGGCAUUGAUUCCUCCAUGGUCCUCACAGUGAAGAACCAGAUCCUUGCUUGUGGGAGCAACAGGUGUAACAAGCUGGGCCUAGACCGGAUCAGCUCAGCAGAGGAGCCCUCCCCAGAGGACCAGGUGGAGGAGGCCACUGUGUUUGUGUGUGCCCAGUCAGCCCCCUUGAACCAAGAGCCCAUUGUGUGUGCUGACAUCGGCACAGCACAUUCAGCUGCUGUCACAGCCUCUGGCCACUGUUACACCUUUGGGAGCAACCAGCAUGGGCAGCUGGGCACCAACUCCUCCCGCAACAGCCGCGUGCCCCACCUGGUUGUGGGGCUGGAGACGAUGAAGGUCACCGUGGUGGCUUGUGGGGAUGCCUUCACUGUGGCCAUCGGAGCAGAUGGCGAGGUGUGCACGUGGGGGAAAGGAGCCCGGGGACGCCUGGGCAGGAAGGACGAGGAAACGGGAGUGCCGAGGCUGGUGCAGCUGGAGGAGACACAUCCAUACCUGGUGACCUCCGUAGCCUGCUGCCACGGGAACACACUGCUGGCAGUAAAGCCUCUGUGACACUGCCUCUCCCACUGGGCCAGGGGAGCAAAGGGAUGGCAGAGGCUGUCUCAUGCACUCCCAGACAGGUAGGCUGGCCAAGCUGCGGCCGGCGGGGAGCUGGCGUGCCAGCGGCCCACAGAGUAUCCAAAAAGAGCAGUUCUCUAAUUGAUGCUGCUGAAAUAGAAGCUGAGAUUUGAGGCGUCAUUUUGGCUGCUGCCUUUCCAUUGUGGUUUGGAAAAGAUAGUGAUGGUUUUGUGGUUCCUCUCUGCUCGGGCCAAAGGCAGCAUCGCAGCGCAGUUAAAACGUGCCCAUGGCGUGACCUGCCCUUCCGUUGCCUGGAUGUACAACGGGAGCCUGGCCCAGACUGCUGCAGGGGCCUUUCUUCCUCCUCUGCUGGGCUGAUUAUGGCCUCAGCCUGGGCUGAGGGAUUCCAGUCUCAGCCCACUUCAAGGAGGCUAAUUACAGCCCAGAGGGGAGGAGGCCCGGCUGAUGGCCCCGGCGCAGCGGAAUCGGCCCUGGCUCCCGUUCCUCCCCUGUGAGUGCCCAGCUCUCAUGUGAUGUGUGUUGCCACGUGAAGGGGACGGGAAUGGCCAAGUCCCCAGGCUCGGGAACAAGUAGGGCAUUUGUCACGGGAGUAAAAGGGUUUUGUCUCUACAGGAAGACUGCAGGCUGCUCUCCCCUUCCGCUGCUGGAGUUGCCCUGCACUCUGUGGCAGCUGGUUUAUGGGCUCCCACCUGCAGCACUGUAAGAGCAGGGACUGUGUAGCCCCACUGCUGUCCAACUGCCCGAAACGUUGUCCUGUCCCAGUACUGGGAGUGCAAACUCAGCGGUGUGAGGGCAACAGCCUCGCCUGCCCCAGCAUCCCUCAGCAACCAGUGUGCAAAAAAGCAUCAAGAGCUCUGUAAAGAGCUGAGAUCUGACUUUGGGCUUUCACACAGCUCAAUCUGCCUGGAAAUUUCUCCAGCAAAAACAGGAGAUCCAGUGACACAUGUGAUGUCAUUGCUGCUGUCAGCUCUGGCUGUUAUCUGGCCUGGGAGGGUGCUGGCACAGGCAAGCUGUGCUCCACCUUUGGGGUGGCCGUUCUGCUCCUCCUGUGGGGCCAACUCUGCUUUUGACUGGCUUGGACUGCUGCCCAGGUUAUCAUGAGCUGCUGCUGCACCCUCCUCUCAAUCCCACUGCAAACACAGAAUAACUGGGAGAAGCCAGGCUGGAGAGGAGGAGGAGGAGAGCACAAGCCUCAAGAGACUGCAUUUCGUCCUGUUUGGGCUCUGUGUGCUGGGCGUUGCCUAACUUUGUGCCACUACUGAGGUCUUGCAAUGGCUUCCUGUAGGGAAGGGGACAGGGAUUGUGGUGUCCAUCUGUUGGGUAUCAGGCCUGUGUGGGGCAGAACGUUUCUUGUAGCUUCAUCAAAGUGGGGCUUCCAGCUAAAUCUUGGUCUUUACCCUUUGUG